Talaromyces marneffei is the source of this 1608-nucleotide messenger RNA. RefSeq lists its product as uncharacterized. NCBI's taxonomy places the organism in Eukaryota, Fungi, Ascomycota, Eurotiomycetes, Eurotiales, Trichocomaceae. Gene Ontology annotation, biological process: RNA 3'-end processing. The coding region runs from base 1 to 1608 and encodes 535 amino acids. Gene Ontology annotation, cellular component: TRAMP complex; nucleolus. The record is from RefSeq and is a predicted model, not a curated record. Gene Ontology annotation, molecular function: poly(A) RNA polymerase activity; mRNA binding. The transcript has a single exon.
AUGCGGUUUGGACGCCAGACUUGUUCAUUGCAAUGCCUUGCAUUGGGUGAUUCUCGACCGAUCCUGUGUGAUCGACCAUUGUCAUGUUUGACGAAGACGACAACGCCGCCGGCCGGCCCACGACGAGGUUAUUCAUCAUUAAAGAAGGUCCCGCUGACGACUCUGGGCGCACGAUACCCGGUCAAUAAAAACAGUCUGAAGAAAACGCUAGAGGCACAGAGGACAGUUAAUCGCGAGAGGCUGGUUUGGAAGUAUUAUGUACGAGAUAAACCAGACGAAGGAAAAACCGGCGACGAGCGGACCGAUAACGCUGCAGGUGUCACGCCUGGACCUAAAAAUAUAAAGAAGGUCAAUAAUGGGAGUAGGGAGGUCACACGCUCCAAGAAAUACAAGCCGAAACCAUCCCGAGGGAAGGAAAUAGAGGUGGCCCAUGUUCGACUUCCAUGGGUUAUCCCCCUCGAAGAUGGACGCGCACAACGAAACCCAUGGCUGGAUUCAAUUCAAACACCCUCGAAGCAAAAUGGAGAUGCCAAGUCAAUUCUCAGUAAUGAACUUCUCAGUCUCACGGCAUUCCUCCAGCCUUCGAGCACAGAGCAAGCAGCCGUCGAUUAUAUCAUUGAUGAUCUAUCCUCAAAGAUCCAAAGCAUCGUGCCGAACCCGCCACAACUCAUAGGCUCACGAUAUGCAGAACUUGCUACCAACAUAUCGGCAAUCGACUUGAUGAUCCAUGUUAACGAUGAGCGUAUCCCUAACUUUCCAAAGGACAAACCGCCCGGGAUCAGUUCACAGAUGAAAUACAAAUAUCUCCAAAUAAUGACCCAGACCGGAAACGUGCUGAAGGACGACCUUGAGUACCGAGACUGUCGAGUCAUACCUGACAAAAGCCCGUCACUUGUCUUGUUUCACAGAGCCUCCGGUAUACCAGUCAGACUUUUCUGCAGAAGCUACGCGCCGAAAAUCGAAGAAUUUAUACAAGACUCGAUUUCCGAACUACCGUCGUUACUGCCAUUGUACAUGACCAUGAGAGUUUUCCUCGAAAGCAAGCACCUGUUUGGAUGGGAAGCCGAAUCAUUGAGCUCAAACGGCCUUGUCUUACUCAUCAUGUCCUUUUUGAAACAGCAGUCCGAAGAUUUCACAUCGAAAUGUUUGGCAGAACAACUACUCGCUUUACUACAUACUUACGGCGAGCAAAUUGAUCUCACCACAACCGGUAUCUCGGCCAGCCCAGCAGAAUUCUUCACGGGAAGGAGCGUUCGCGACCGUAUAAGAUCUCUCAACAAAAGCGGCAGCAAUAACUCCCAAUUACCGGACUAUUUGAGAGGCCAACGCGGACUAAUGGCUUACAAGAUUCACGCAAGCCACAAAGGCAAUAAGGGAAUGGCUAGGCAUUUAUGUAUUCAAGAUCCGACUAAUUAUCUCGUUGAUGCUGGUAUGAGAUGUUUCAGGACGCUGGAGUUGCAGCAGGCGUUUUCUGGGUGGUAUGGUGGUUUAAAGUUGGCGUUGGAGAGAUGGGAUGAAGGUCACAUGGAUGAUGGUGGUAUAUUGGGGCAGGUGUUGCGUGCAGAUUUUGGGGAGUUGGUGAGGAGGAAGAAAAUGUUGGCGGCGUGA